GUCCAUUUCGUGAAAGCAAACACCCCUUGGCUUUUGAAACGUCCUCUCGCUGACUUCUUCAACUGCUUUCGAUCCAAUGCCACGCAUAUCUCACUUCAUCGAUAUAUCUUCCAAUCAAACUUUUCUCAGUGAGCUGAACCCAGUCAUAUUCCACUUGUCACCGUAUGAGUGGAAACAUUCAUCCAUGUUCAGAAGUGCUCUCGUUAGUGAACACACUAAUGAUCUCCCCAAUGGGCCCCACAUGUUGACCAUAUCCACAUGACCUGAGCGUCCCCACCGUCUCCGAUCGAGAUCCGUUGUAGGCGCUUCUUUUCCUCCUUUGGUUCUUUCGCACUCUCUCUCUAAAUCAACCACUUGUUUCCUGUUGCUCCCUCUGUCCCUACGUCUUUCUCUGCAAUGGUCUGAAAACCCUAAGGAGGAAACGUCUGCGGAGGAGGCCAUUCAGGUGAUGCGAAGAAGCGUCGUCGAUUACUGCUGCUGAAACCAUGGACAGCAAUGGCGGGGUUCUUGUCUAGUGCGGCCGUGAGCAUCUCGUAUUCGUGCGCCUGCAAUCGGGUUUCAUGGCGAAUAACUAGUAAAUUCUGAGGAGUGCUAUUGAGACUGGGUUUCUUCCUUAUCAUGUCUGACUUGGUGGCACGUACGGGUCGGCUUCAGCAGCGGUACGAGAAUGGUUUUCGCCUUGUUGCCGGGUGUAUACCAUUCAGGUAUAGAAUUUCUAAUAGCAGUGGAGAGUCCAGUUCAGAGAAGAUUAUUGAAGUUCUCAUGAUUAGCUCACAAAGUGGACCAGGUCUUCUUUUUCCAAAGGGAGGUUGGGAGAACGAUGAAACUGUUAAGGAGGCAGCUGCAAGAGAAGCUAUUGAAGAGGCAGGUGUUCGAGGAGAACUAAAGGAUUUUCUUGGGUUCUAUGAAUUUAGGAGCAAGACACAUCAGGAUGAAUUCAGUCCAGAAGGUUUAUGCAAAGCAGCGAUGUUUGCUUUGCAUGUCAAGGAAGAACUUGAGUCAUGGCCUGAGCAAAGUACCAGAAACAGGAGUUGGCUGACUGUACCGGAGGCAUUUGAAAGAUGCAGACAUGAAUGGAUGAGGGAUGCUCUUGAUUCCUUUUCCAAAUGCCAUAAGGAUUAUUGGUGAGUAUUGCAAGGGAGGAUCUUUCAUAAUAAAACUGACUGAUUUGUUGAGAACUGAUCUAUAGGGUACCAGUAUCUUCUCCGAUAAAAGUUAUAGUUUUGGGUUGAUAUUAGUUGUGAUCUGCAUUACACAAUCUGUUGUUCAAGUCUUUGUGAAUUGAUCUCUUCAGAAUGAUUCGUAAGAGUUAAUUCUGAAAUCUUCUGAAUUGAAGUACUAGUUCAUGCGAUUAAGUGAUUUACUUCUGUACCCCCAAUUCAUAUUCAUGCCUUUGUACGUGUGUUGAACAUAA
Prosopis cineraria is the source of this 1414-nucleotide messenger RNA. RefSeq names its product nudix hydrolase 16, mitochondrial-like. The transcript has 4 exons. Gene Ontology annotation, cellular component: cytoplasm; nucleus. Lineage: Eukaryota; Viridiplantae; Streptophyta; Magnoliopsida; Fabales; Fabaceae. The coding region runs from base 619 to 1128 and encodes 169 amino acids. The record is from RefSeq and is a predicted model, not a curated record. Gene Ontology annotation, molecular function: pyrophosphatase activity.